GGUGAGGGGCCCAUGUUCCUGACACAGUCUACACCCAGGGAACGAAGAGCAAGCGCCAUGUUGAAGCCACCAUUGCCACUCAGAUCCCUCUUAUUCCUGCAGCUGCCUCUGCUGGGGGUGGGGCUGACCCCGAAGGUCCUCACACCCAAUGGGAAUGAAGACAUCACAGCUAGUGAUUUCUUCCUGACCUCUACACCCCCUGGGAUCACUGUUUCUACCCGGCCCCUCCCAGAGGUUCAGUGUUUUGUGUUCAAUGUCGAGUACAUGAAUUGCACUUGGAACACCAGCUCUGAGCCCCAGCCCACCAACCUGACACUGCACUAUUGGUAUAAGAACUCUGACGAUGGCAAAGUCCAAGAGUGUGGCCACUAUUUAUUCUCUGAAGAGGUCGCUUCUGGCUGUUGGUUGGGAAAAGAGGAGAUCCAUCUCUACCAAACAUUUGUUGUCCAGCUCCAGGACCCACAGGAACCCAGGAGACAAGCCACACAGAUGUUAAAACUGCAGGAUCUUGUGAUCCCCUGGGCUCCAAAGAAUCUAACACUUCGCAACCUGAGUGAAUCCCAGCUAGAACUGAGCUGGAGCAACAGAUACUUGGACCAUUGUUUGGAGCACCUGGUGCAGUACCGAAGUGACCGGGACCGCAGCUGGACUGAACAAUCAGUGGACCACAGACGUAGCUUCUCUCUGCCUAGCGUGGAUGCACAGAAACUCUACACCUUCCGUGUUCGGAGCCGCUAUAACCCGCUCUGUGGAAGCGCUCAGCAUUGGAGUGAAUGGAGCCGCCCGAUCCACUGGGGCAGCAAUACUUCAAAGGAGAAUCCUUCAUUGUUUGCAUUGGAAGCUGUGCUUAUCCCCAUUGGCUCCAUGGGAUUGAUUAUUAGCCUCAUCUGUGUGUACUGCUGGCUGGAACGGACGAUGCCCCGAAUUCCUACCCUCAAGAACCUAGAGGAUCUGGUUACUGAAUACCAUGGGAACUUUUCGGCCUGGAGUGGUGUGUCUAAGGGAUUGGCGGAGAGUCUGCGGCCAGAUUACAGUGAACGGCUCUGCCACGUCAGUGAAAUUCCCCCAAAAGGAGGGGCUCUGGGGGAGGGGCCUGGGGGCUCCCCCUGCAGCCAGCAUAGCCCCUACUGGGCUCCCCCAUGUUAUACCCUGAAACCUGAAACCUGAGCCCUGAUAGCCUGACAGAACCCCAGGGUCCUGUAGCCCUAAAUUGUACUAACUUCCCUUUGUCCAACCAGGCUGGGUCCAAUCCUCACCUCACCCCCCUGUGGCUGAUUUUGAAUUUUGUGCCCCCUAUAACUGCCCGCUCAUUCAAUAUCUCCUACUUGAGAAUUGCCCCUUUGCCCUGGGUACGUGUUUCUCAUCUCCCCCAAUCCAGGCCUUCCUCUUUGCUGGAUUCUUCCUCCCACUGUCCCUCCAUCCCUCCCUCCCUCUUUCCAUCUACCCUUCAAUUGUUCCUGAAUCAAUGAGAAAUAAAGUUUCUGCUGAUAAUCAU
Messenger RNA from Diceros bicornis minor, 1495 nucleotides. RefSeq names its product interleukin 2 receptor subunit gamma (gene IL2RG). Gene Ontology annotation, cellular component: membrane; external side of plasma membrane. Gene Ontology annotation, biological process: cytokine-mediated signaling pathway. The transcript has 8 exons. The record is from RefSeq and is a predicted model, not a curated record. Gene Ontology annotation, molecular function: cytokine receptor activity; protein binding. Lineage: Eukaryota; Metazoa; Chordata; Mammalia; Perissodactyla; Rhinocerotidae. Bases 13 to 1167 code for a protein of 384 amino acids.